AUGUUGUCUGCAUUGGCUGGGGAUGAUCAAAUUAGGAGUACGCUGAGCGAGUUAGACGGCGUGAAUAAAGAAUUAGAAUACGCCUUACGAACGCGUGGAUGUGCAUUGAUAAAAAGGGCUGGUAUCUUGUCUGAUUUACCACAGGCGACGAUAUGCACAGCACAGGUGCUUCUACAGCGUUUUUACUACGUCAGCUCUCUAUACCACUUCUCUAUACAGGAUAUUGCUAUCGGCGCAUUAUACUUAUCAUCAAAGCUAGAGGAAACUGAGCUGGGGAUACGCGAUAUAAUAAAUGUAUUUCACAGGCUAACCAACAGCCAAGCGGAUGAGGAAUACCAGCCAAUGUCCUACUACGGUCCAACCUAUUACGAAUGGAAAGACAGCCUCGUAGUGGCUGAGAUGCAGAUCCUCAAAAGGCUAGCUUUUGAUGUCUACGUACAGCAACCCUAUGCAUUACUAGUAAACUACAUAAACGUACUCGAUUUGAGCAGUAACCAAGGAUUAUCUCAACGCGCAUGGUCAUACCUUAACGAUAGCCUUCUCACACCCGCAAACGCGAUAUUCAGUGCACCAACUAUCGCAUGCGCCUGUCUGGAUCUAGCCUGUAGAGAUCUCAGUGUGGCUCUCCCAACUACCUCGGAUGGAUCUACCAGCUGGUACGAACUCUUUGAUUGUUCACUGGCCGAGAUGGAAUGCACACAACUCUGGAUACUACGAACGUACGCAGCUCUCAACAGUGAAGUCUAUCAAGCAACAUCUAAAUUAAUAUCAAAGUAUAAUUUAAGAGAAUAUCUAAAAUGAAUCUAUUUUUUCUUAUGUUUCAGCUUCUUAGCUUCCACAGUCGAGGAUGAAGUCUGUUGUGGUGGUUCUUCAUCUUCACUGCUGCUAUCACUAUCACUGCUAUCACUCGUACGCUCAUCUGAUGAAUCUGCAGUCCGUAUUGGAAUUUUUGCCUUCUUAGCUACUCUGGUGUCAUCUACUGGUGCGUUAUCGCUAUCACUCUUCCUCCGCUUUUCAACCUUGCUUUUACUUUUUGUUCUGUGUAUGUCGAGCAAACUUGCGGUCAAUGUGAGCAUUUGGUUGCUAGUUACACGCUCAACGACAGUAAAGUCGAGCUCGCGAUCAACCUCCGCAAGCACCUGAGUGGAUGAUUUGUGAACCCAUCUACCACCACUUCCUGUCUCAGAAGAAUCACUUGCGUACUUGAAAUUAUCGCAAUCGAUGUACUCUCGUGGAAUAGUAACGUUGAAGGUAUGGUGUACGAGUAAACUAAUGUGAUCUGGUGAACAGAGU
This is a messenger RNA of Wallemia mellicola CBS 633.66, 1293 nucleotides long. RefSeq names its product cyclin-like protein. Gene Ontology annotation, cellular component: nucleus. The transcript has 4 exons. NCBI's taxonomy places the organism in Eukaryota, Fungi, Basidiomycota, Wallemiomycetes, Wallemiales, Wallemiaceae. Gene Ontology annotation, biological process: regulation of transcription by RNA polymerase II. The record is from RefSeq and is a predicted model, not a curated record. The coding region runs from base 1 to 801 and encodes 266 amino acids. Gene Ontology annotation, molecular function: cyclin-dependent protein serine/threonine kinase regulator activity.